Messenger RNA from Somion occarium, 990 nucleotides. The record is from the annotation of a GenBank genome assembly. NCBI's taxonomy places the organism in Eukaryota, Fungi, Basidiomycota, Agaricomycetes, Polyporales, Cerrenaceae.
UACGUCGAGGGUAUGGGUGGAUUGACUCCUCUUUUUUCCCGGCUGUAGGCAUAGUUCAUGACGCACAGACCACAAAAGUCACCCCUAUAGUAGGGCCUUAUAAAUCCCUAGACUGCGGUGGCCAUCUUCACACGCAUCAUCUUCUUAACACUCUUCACGACUUCAAUUUACGACCAACUUGAACCAUCUUUGAUUUAAUCAUGAGCGACAAACCAGUUACCGAUUUGCUGCACGAAGAGCUGGUUGGUGAUGACGCCACUAGUAUCGGUCGUAUCCCUGGUGCCACCAAGGCUCGAACGGGCCAUCAUUACGUCUCGCUCUUUCCCCAAGGUGAAUCAAGUUUCAUUCUCCUUGAGUCACAAGCAUUUAGAUCGUUGGAAACGAACGCUGACAGCUUGGCAAACAGAAUUCCCUACACAGGGUGGUGAACAAGGUGGUGAACAGGGCGGUGAACAGGGUGGCGAGCUUCGUGCCGAGGAGCACUUGCCCCCUCCAACAGGACGAGAUCGUCCUCCCAACAUUGGACGCCGUGUGACUUCCGAUGCUAGGACUCCCCCUAAAGAGGACAUCUCUGGCCAAGCGCAACGUGGUCCUCAGCCCCUCGCCCCUGCGCCCGGCUCCGAAACCGUAAUUGAUACUGAUCCAUGGGCUGAGCCGCCUUCCGCCUCUGAGACCAUUACAGGUGCGACGUCGCUAGACGUGAACAGAGGCAUAGGUAGGCCUGUAUCUGGAGAGACAAGCGCAGAGUUGCAUCACGAUGGAAGACCUCGAAGGAAGCGUAGUUUGCAGGGACUAGAACGAUAUGGGACUGCGAGUAAGCAGUUGUUUAAGGAACUCGAGGAUACUAGGCCUAGUGGCCCUCACCACCGAUGAGGCUGGGAGAAGUCAAAGUUGAUGAAAUAAUUUCGCGCAAUGCUCACAUUGUAUCUAUAGCGAAUCUGUACCAUUAGGAUUGCGUCGAUGAUAUGAACAUUCAUAUUGUCGCGAAGG